Molecule: messenger RNA, 608 nt
Organism: Quercus lobata
Lineage: Eukaryota; Viridiplantae; Streptophyta; Magnoliopsida; Fagales; Fagaceae
Exons: 3
Coding region: 91-336 (81 amino acids)
Source: RefSeq, a predicted model, not a curated record
UUAAAAUUUCCUAGGGUUAGGGUUUAAAGCAUUUGGUCCGAAUUAACCUAAAGAACUUGCGAACACAUACACAGACACAGUGUGACAAAAAUGUCGAAGAAGAACAAUCUCACCCGUAGAAAAAAUCAGUAUGCAUUCGAUCUCAAAAGAGAGAAAGAAGAAAAGGAAAAGCUGGCCAAGAAGCUUCAAGCCAAGAAGAACAAGAUGAAAGUUGAUCGUAGCGACAAGAAAAAGAAGGGCGGAAGUGGGUUUCAAGUGGGAAAGAGAAAAGUGAAGACUAAAUUGACAGCAUUGGCAAAAGCUAAAGCUGCACAGGCAAUGGAGCUUGACAAAUGAGGUUCUAUUUGGAUAGUUUUAUGUGUAUGUGGAGAAGCUAACAAUUACGUUUUGAAAAUUAUGUUUUAUUGCUUAUUUGUUUUUUAAUCCGAUUUUCUUAUGAAAAUUAUUAUGUUCUAUAAAUUUUAUUACUUGCUGGAAGAUUUGGAUACCGUUGUAAUAUCAUGUUCUAUGCCAACUAUGUAUCCGGUCUGUAGUGUCUAAGUAACUAGAGUAUGGAUGUGGAAUUAUUUAAUUUAGUUUUAAGGAAGUUAAGAUCUUUUGAUUUGAAA